Messenger RNA from Lasiodiplodia theobromae, 1815 nucleotides. Its product is annotated as Peptide transporter Ptr2-a protein. Bases 1 to 1815 code for a protein of 604 amino acids. Lineage: Eukaryota; Fungi; Ascomycota; Dothideomycetes; Botryosphaeriales; Botryosphaeriaceae. Gene Ontology annotation, biological process: oligopeptide transport; transmembrane transport. Gene Ontology annotation, molecular function: tripeptide transmembrane transporter activity; dipeptide transmembrane transporter activity. The transcript is spliced from 4 exons. Gene Ontology annotation, cellular component: plasma membrane; fungal-type vacuole. The record is from RefSeq and is a predicted model, not a curated record.
AUGCCACCCCUUGCGUCGACCCGCGGCGAUUACGCCUCCGUACCCCAAGCCGAACCCGCCGUCGAGCUGCAGGACCUGAACCGACCCCAUCAUGACCGCCCUCUGGCCCGGAGAGGCCAUCCCCCGCCCGCACGCUCCGGUGCGAGUGCCGACUCCAGCGCGCUAGAUGCGUCUGAAGUGGUCGAAGCGAAGCGCCACUCGGCCGACACGUUCAGCAACUUGUCGGUAGAUGACGACGAGCCAACCGACGGUGAGAAGCUGUCCCUCCGCAAGGUUCCGGACCGCCUCCCGUGGAGCGCUUCCCUGAUCGCCAUCGUCGAGCUCUGCGAGCGCUUCGCCUAUUAUGGUUUGUCCGGCCCGUUCCAAAACUACAUGGCCAACAAAUACCACGAUCCCAGCGGUCUUCCGGGAGCCAUCGGCCUUGGCCAGCACGGCGCCACUUUGACCAGCAGCUUCUUCCAGUUCUGGUGCUACCUCACCCCCAUUUUCGGCGCCGUUGUGGCCGACCAGUACUUGGGGAAAUACUGGACGAUCGUGUAUUUCUCUGUAGUGUACAUGUCUGGCAUUGUAAUCCUCUUCCUGACCUCCCUACCAUCCUCGAUCGAGGCCGGCUACGCUUACCCCGGCCUGCUCGUCGCCAUCCUCGUCAUCGGUCUCGGCACUGGUGGCAUCAAGAGCAAUGUGUCGCCGCUGAUUGCCGAGCAGUACGAGGAGACGAGGCAAAGGAUAAAGAUCCUGCCCUCUGGGGAGCGCGUAAUCGUCGAUCCGGCUCUCACCAUUCAACGCAUCUACAUGGUCUUUUACAUGUGCAUUAACAUCGGCUCUCUGUCCGCCAUAGCAACCAGCACCAUGGAGCUCCGCAUCGGCUUCUGGGCUGCCUAUCUGCUGCCACUGUGCAUGUUCGUCGUUGGUUUUGUGCUCAUAGUAGUCGGGAAGAACAGAUACGUCAUCAAACCUCCCUCUGGAUCCGUCGUAGCGAACAGUUUCAAAGCUUUGUACAUUGCCAUCGUGAACCAGGGCGACCUCGACGCCGCCAAGCCGUCUAUCCAGCGCAGCUACGCGAUCCAGCGCACGAUCCAAUGGGACGACGCCUUUGUUGACGAGCUGAAGCGUGCUCUGCUUGCCUGCAAGGUCUUUUGCUUCUACCCCAUCUACUGGGCUGCCUUCGGACAGAUGUCGAACAACUUCAUCUCGCAGGCCGGCCAAAUGCAGCUGCACGGCAUCCCCAACGACAUCAUGCAAAAUAUCGACCCUUUGGCCGUCAUCUGCCUCAUCCCGCUCCUGGACCGCUACGCCUACCCCUUCCUCCGCCGCCGCGGCUUCGCGCUGCAGCCCAUCACGCGCAUCACCUUCGGCUUCGUCUUCGUCGCCAUGGCCAUGGCCUACGCCGCGUUCCUCCAGCACCUCAUCUACGCCAGCGAACCCUGCUUCGACGCCCCCUCUGCCUGCGCCGCCGCGCUGCGGGCCGAUGGUAGUUACGAGCCCAACCGCGUGCACGUGGCGCUGCAGACGCCGGCGUACCUCGUCAUGGCCUUGUCGGAGAUUUUGGCCAGCGUCACGGGCUUGGAGUACGCGUUUACGAAGGCGCCUGCUAGCAUGAAGAGUUUUAUCAUGGCGCUGUUCUUGCUGACGACGGCGUUGGGGGCGGUUAUUGGGGGCUUGAUCUCGCCGUUUGCGAGGGAUCCGUUGCUCGUGGGGUUGUAUGGGGGGUUGGCGGUGGCGUGUGCGGUUACUGCGGGUGUGUUUUGGGGGAUUUUUAGGAGGUAUGAUGGGGUGGAGGAUGGGGUUUCUGGGGUGAAGGAUGGGGAGGAAUGA